UAAAUGUAUGCUCUUUAAAUUCCUGACAUUCUUUUCUUUAGAUUUGAUCAGAUGUAGGGAUUCAAUCAUAAACCGUCAUCAUGUCACGUUUGAAUCCGGGAGAUGACCAGCCAGGUCGUUUUCCAUCUCAUCAGAGUAUUCCAGCACGCGGACGACGCAGAAGUGUGAUGUUGAAUCAGGCUACAGAAACAAUGAAGGAGAAACAGGCACGGGCAAAAGAAACUCGUGAGAGACGCCGUUUGAGCAUUACAGCUCAGCACAAGCACAUCUUUGAUAUGGUGGCUCAGUACUUGCAGCUAGAACCAGGGGCAGUGGAAGAAUUUGUUAUUGACACUAAGGAGCAAAUAGAUCUGAUGAAUGCAUUCAUAGACAAGGAUGGGCCCAGGACAUUAAAGUUUUACUAUCAAGAAGGGCCAUGCCCUGGUAUUGAAGAAUGUGGGCGCACAUUUUCUGGUGUCAGUAAAGGAAGUCCUGUACAACUUUUGUUUGCCACUGAUUGUAAGAAGGAGCCUCUCACAGGAACUUGUGUGUACUUCAUCAAAAAUAAAGCUGAGACACUCACAACUAGAAAUAUAGCAGAGGAGAUGCAAGGAGGUGUGUUCACUGUGAAGGACAAAGCUGUGUUGCCAGCUUUGAAGGAUCUUCUCACCAAGGUGUAUUGCCCAGCAAUGGCAGGACUGGGGGACUGGGGAGCUCUGUCGAGAGCUACUGAUGGUGGUGCUACUAGGCAGACAUUUCUAGACAAUUUAGAUAGAUUUAUACAUACUAUGGAAGGAGCCAACCAGAGUAUCUGUGGAGCAGUGCGUCUGAAGGCCAGUCAGGAGGUGGACCUGUCCAAUAUCUCCUCUGCUGAUGACUGCAUGACUGCUGCAGGCAAUCCAGAGACUGUCUCAGUGCUUGAAGGGUUGGUUUCUGGCUGGGGAAAACAGAUUGAACAGGUAUUGGCAGAAAGUGACCAGAUGCGCAAAGAAGCGGAUGACACGGGUCCACUGGCAGAGUUAGAACACUGGAGGCAGCUGACUGCCAGGUUUAACAGCAUCCUGGAGCAGAUCAAAGGCCAUGAGUGUAAAAUGGCAAUUCACAUCCUCAACUCUGCCAAAUCUAAGGUCCUCAAGGAAUGGAGAAGGUUAGACAGCAGAAUCACAGAUGCAGCUAAUGAAGCAAAGGAUAACGUGAAGUACAUGUACUCACUGCAAAAGUUCUGUGCACCACUGUAUGCAUGUGAUCCAGUGAGUAUGGCAGAAGGCAUAGCAAGUCUGAUCCAUGCCAUUAGGAUGAUCCAUGGUAUUUCUAGAUACUACAACACCUCAGAGAGAAUGACCUCACUUUUCAUUAAAGUAACCAACCAAAUGGUCACGGCAUGCAAGAAGUACAUCACAGAUAAAGGCAUGUGUAAGAUCUGGGAGCAGGACUAUGACUCUUUGAUGGAGAAGAUGAAGGAAUGCAUCAACCUGUACACAGAAUACCAGAAGGCCUUCCAGAGGACCAAGAAACAGAUUGAAGAGACUCCUGGAGAAAAACCAUUUGAGUUCUCCGAGAUGUACAUUUUUGGAAAGUUUGAUGCCUUCUGCAAAAGGCUCGAAAAUAUCAUGGGCAUGAUGUCAACCCUGCAGUCACUGAGCAGCUUGGUCACUUCUAAAAUAGAAGGUCUGGAGCCCAUGGCCAACAGAUACCUCAUCAUCUACAACAACAUGAAGAAGAAGCCGUAUGACAUCUUGGACCACAGGAAGAUGGACUUCUCCACAGAUUACAAGGAGUUCAAACGGCAGAUUGGGGAUCUGGAGGAACAGUUACAAGACUUUCUAGACGAUAGCUUUGAAAGAAGCCCCACUUGCCAUCAAGCCUUGAAACUUCUUGUUAGAGUGAAGAAACUUGGAAUUCCUAGCUUGAAUGUAGGAGAGAAGUGUAAGAUCAUCUUUCUCCAGUUUGGGCAAGAAGUAGAGAACAUAAGAAAGAUGUACAUGCAGCACCGUGAUGAUCCUCCAGUGCCCAGAGACAUGCCCCCAGUGGCAGGGAAGAUAGCAUGGGCACGCCAGUUAACCAGAAGGAUCACAGAGCCCAUGGAGAUAUUUAAGGAAACACCAGAAGUGUUUAAAAUAGAAGAAGGCAAGAGAAUUAUAAGAAAUUACAACCGUGUGGCCAGAGUGCUGAUGGAGUUUGAGAUGUUGUAUCAUGAUGCUUGGAUCCAAUCUGUGGCAGUGGCUAAAGAAGGUUUGAGAGUUCCUGUACUGGUGAGGCACCCAGAAACAAAGACUCUGCUGGUGAACUUUGACCCCCUCAUCUACCAGGUCAUCAGAGAGAGCAACUGCAUCAUAAAGCUUGGCCUAGAAGUUCCAGAGGAAGCUAAAAUGCUUUGUCAUACUCAAGAUCAGCUGAAAAAAUACCAAGAAAAAAUGCAGUUGCUGCUUGAAGAAAAUGAAAAAAUUCGGGGCCAGAUUCCAUCAAUAUUUCUACCUCUUAUGGAUGCAGUUCUCAAAAAGGUUGACAAUGCUAUAAGACCAGGGCUCACCAUCCUCACUUGGACAUCUCUGAACCUAGACCAGUACUUUGAUCACAUCCAAACCUCCCUCAGGGAGCUGAGGUUGCUCAUUAAACAGAUCAGUGAUAUCAAAGACACCCAUAUUGACACUCCUCUCUUGGAUAUCAGUGAAACCAUGCUCUGUGACCUGCCUGAAAAAGAACCUUGGACCAUACAGGAAUUUCUGGAUAAAACAAAGAAACACUGUGAAGAAUGUGUCGUUGGAAUAGAGGCCAAGAGUGAAAAGAUAGAAGAUGCUGUCAUUGAACUCAGCAAGAUUUUCCUGACCAGAGCUGGCUAUGAUUUGGAACCCAAAGCCAGUAAAGAAUCCACCAGUGAGCAAGGCUUCGCCAAGAUAACUGUAGUGGACACCAGUGAAGAUGCUGCUAGUGAGGAAGCCAACAGUGAACAGGAGGAGAUGUCUGAGGAAGAAAUGUCUCUCAGAGAACAAUGUGUGGAACUGAAAAGCUACUUCAACCACAGAUUGCUUGAUGCUUUGCUCAGGGCAACACGGCUGUCCCUGGAUCUCAUCAGGAAGAGAGUGUUCUUUCACAACAGUCACCUUGGCAAGAGGAAAGGAAUUGAAGAAGAAACCAGGGAUGGAACAUUUGACAUAGCUUUUUUCAAGGCAGAUCUAAUUCUUGAAAUACCGAAUGUGGUGAUGAAGGCCAGCCUUGAUGACAUCCAGCAGGCCAUCAACAAAGCCAGUCACUAUGUGCUGGAGGUCAGUAAAGGUGUUAUACAAUGGGGACAGCAGAGGUACCAGCUGGCCUCUGUGACAGAUCUGGACCCACACCAUCACCACACACCUUAUGGGAAGAGGAUGAUGCAAGGAGAGGAGGACAAAAAGUACGAGAUGGUUCCCAUACCAGAGAACAGGCUGAAGAACUACUUCAAGAACAUAUCUGAUCACAAAGAUGUGUCCAAAGUGGUGAUGAUGCUGAGCUCUGCAUGCAAUUCCUUCAGAGAUGUCAUUGGUGAGGCCUUGCAGCAGUACAAGAUGUAUUACUACCUGUGGGAGAAGGACAGGGAGCAGACUGUUACUGAAUUCUUGCAAACUGAGCCCACCCUUUCAGAGUUCAGAGCAGAGAUACAACAGUUUGAACGUCUGCAGGAGGAGAUUGAUGAAAUGGAGCUUACUCAAAUUGUGGGGCCUAUUGCACUCUCAGCAGGUCCAUUGAAGCUGGCUCUGUCUGUGGAGAGGAAGUCCUGGGAGAUGAUGUAUGCCCGCCAGCUGAACAUCAAGUACAAGGAGAAGAUGGAGGAGAUUGGGGAGUUUGUGGAGCAGUACAUGCUGAGGCUGAGCAGACCCAUCAAAGACCUGGAGGACGUCAGACACUCUAUGGAGGGACUGGAAGAUAUCAGACAGAACCAGAUUAGAAUUGAUAUGACUCUGGGGCCCAUUGAGGAGGCAUAUGCUAUGCUGGCCAAAUAUAACAUCAGUGUCACUAAUGAGGAGACUAAUAAAGUGGACACUUUAAGAUACUCUUUCAUGAAGUUGAUCAGAAAGGCUGGAGAGAUACAAGAUGAACUUGUCAAAAUACAGCCAAAUUUCAAGAGUGAGUUACUCCAUGCUGUCGAGGUGUUCCAUCAUGAUCUUGACGAUUUCAGAAAUGAGUAUGACUCUAUGGGUCCAAUGGCAGAGGGAAUUCCACCUCAAGAAGCUAGUGAAAGAUUGACCAUUUACCAAAACCGAUUUGAUGACCUGUGGCGUAAGUUCAACACCUACUCAGCCGGGGAGCAGCUGUUUGGUCUGCCAGUGACGGACUACCCAGACCUGGCCAAGACCAAGAAAGAGCUGACUCUGCUCCAGAAGCUGUAUGGACUGUACAAUGCUGUGAUGGCAAGUAUUAAUGGGUACUUUGACAUCAUCUGGACAGAGGUAGAUAUUGAGAAGAUCAAUGCGGAGCUGAUGGACUUCCAGAACAGGUGUCGCAAACUUCCCAAAGCCCUGAAAGACUGGCAGGCCUUCUUGGACCUGAAGAAGAAGAUAGAUGACUUCAGUGAGUCCUGUCCACUGCUGGAGAUGAUGGCUAACAAAGCCAUGAAGGACAGGCACUGGGACCGUAUUGCUAACCUGACAGGACACACCUUUGACUUGGAGAAUGAAAACUUUGCUCUCAGAAAUAUCAUGGAGGCACCACUGCUAGAGAGCAAAGAAGAUAUUGAGGAUGUGUGUAUCUCAGCAGUGAAGGAGAAGGACAUAGAGGCCAAACUGAAGCAGGUGGUGGCUGACUGGAGCAACCAGGUGUUGAGCUUUGCUCCCUUCAAGAACCGUGGUGAGCUGCUACUGAAGGGUGGAGAGAUUCAGGAGAUUGUGGCUCUGAUGGAAGACAGCUUGAUGGUGUUGAGCUCACUGCUGAGUAACAGGUACAAUGCCCCAUUUAAGAAGGAUAUCCAGGAGUGGGUGUCCAAACUGUCCAACACCACAGAUAUCAUAGAGAAUUGGAUGGUUGUACAGAACCUGUGGGUCUACCUGGAAGCUGUGUUUGUGGGAGGAGAUAUCGCUAAACAGUUGCCGACGGAAGCCAAACGUUUCCAAAACAUAGACAAAUCCUGGGUGAAGAUAAUGACGCGGGCCCAUGAGACCACCAAUGUGGUGCAGUGUUGUGUUGGAGAUGAAACACUUGGCCAGCUACUGCCUCACUUACUGGAGCAGUUAGAGCUGUGUCAGAAGUCACUGACUGGAUAUCUUGAAGGCAAGAGACUGCUAUUCCCUCGAUUCUUCUUUGUAUCAGAUCCAGCCUUACUGGAAAUCUUGGGUCAAGCCAGUGAUUCUCAUACUAUUCAGGCUCAUCUUCUGGGAGUGUUUGAAAAUGUGAAUGAAGUGGAAUUCCAUGAGAAAGACUAUGAUAGGAUAUUGGCUUGUGUGUCAAGAGAAGGAGAAAAAAUUAUGCUAGAGACAGAGGUGAUGGCCAAGGGUAAUGUGGAGACCUGGCUGAUGGAGCUGCUUAUUCAACAACAGAAGUCUCUCCAUGCUAUCAUCAGAGAGGCUGACAGAGUGAUCAAUGACUCUGGAUUUGACAUGCUUAAAUUCCUCAAUGACUACAUAGCUCAGGUUGGCCUGCUGGGUAUCCAGAUGUUGUGGACCAGGGACGCGGAGGAGGCUCUCACCAAUGCCAGACAUGACAAGACCAUCAUGGGGAUAACUAACCAGAAGUUCCUAGACAUCCUGAACAAACUCAUUGAGCAGACCACCCAUGAACUGACCAAAGUGGAGAGGGUCAAGUUUGAGACUCUGGUCACCAUCCAUGUCCACCAGAGGGAUAUAUUUGAUGAUUUGACCAGAAUGCACAUUCGUAACCCAGCAGACUUUGAGUGGCUGAAACAAGCCAGGUUUUACUUCAAGGAAGACACAGAUCAGUGUAUUGUAUCUGUGACUGAUGUGGACUUUAUCUACCAGAAUGAGUCUCUGGGAUGUACUGAUAGGCUGGUGAUUACACCUCUCACUGACAGGUGUUACAUCACCCUGGCCCAGGCCCUGGGUAUGUCCAUGGGUGGAGCCCCUGCAGGACCAGCUGGUACAGGCAAAACUGAAACCACCAAAGACAUGGGCAAGGCACUGGGAAAGUAUGUGGUUGUCUUCAACUGCUCAGAUCAGAUGGACUUCAGGGGACUGGGAAGGAUUUAUAAAGGUCUAGCUCAGUCAGGCUCGUGGGGUUGUUUUGAUGAAUUCAACCGUAUUGACCUCCCUGUGUUGUCUGUGGCUGCCCAGCAGAUCCACAUCAUCCUGUCUGCCAGGAAAGAGAGGAAGAAGCAGUUCAUUUUCUCUGAUGGAGACACUGUUGAUCUCAAUCCAGAGUUUGGAUUCUUUAUCACCAUGAACCCAGGUUAUGCAGGUCGUCAAGAGCUCCCAGAAAACUUGAAGAUUCAGUUCAGAUCAGUGGCCAUGAUGGUACCAGACAGACAGAUCAUUAUGAGGGUGAAGUUAGCUUCUUGUGGUUUCAUUGAAAAUGUUAUCCUGGCCCAGAAGUUUUACACCUUGUACAAACUUUGUGAAGAACAACUGUCAAAGCAGGUUCAUUAUGAUUUUGGCUUGAGGAACAUCCUGUCUGUGCUGCGUACUUUAGGAGCACAAAAGAGAGCCAGACCAACAGAGACAGAGAGCACUAUUGUCAUGAGAGUGUUGAGAGACAUGAACUUGUCUAAACUAGUUGAUGAAGACGAGCCCCUGUUCCUCAGUCUGAUUGGAGACUUGUUCCCUGGGAUCCAGCUGGACAAUGCCACCUAUGAAGAGCUACAGGUGGCCAUUGAGAAAGAAGUCAGUGAUGUCAAACUAGUCAAUCAUCCGUCCUGGAAUCUGAAGCUUGUUCAGCUGUACGAGACCCAGAAUGUGCGUCAUGGUAUGAUGACCCUAGGUCCCAGUGGUGCAGGUAAAAGCUGCUGUAUUCAUGUGUUAAUGAAGGCAAUGACAGACUGUGGAGCCCCACACAGAGAGAUGAGGAUGAAUCCUAAGGCCAUCACUGCUCCACAGAUGUUUGGGAGACUGGAUGUGGCCACUAAUGACUGGACUGAUGGCAUUUUCUCUACUUUGUGGAGGAGGAGUCUGAAGGCUAAGAAAGGUGAGCACAUCUGGAUAGUGUUGGAUGGCCCUGUUGAUGCUAUAUGGAUUGAGAACUUGAACUCUGUACUGGAUGACAACAAGACUCUCACUCUGGCCAAUGGUGACAGGAUUCCCAUGUCUCCCACCUGUAAGAUUAUAUUUGAGGUACACAACAUUGACAAUGCUUCUCCUGCCACAGUGUCUAGGAAUGGUAUGGUCUACAUGAGUUCAUCUGCUCUUGACUGGAGGCCAAUACUACAGGGUUGGCUGAACAACCGUAUACCUGCUGAAGCUGACAUUCUACAAGGGCUGUUUGACAAAAUCUUUGAUGACAUCUACAACUAUGCCUCAGUCAGCUUGGAAUCCAAGAUGGAGGUCUUGCAGUGCAACCAGAUCAGACAGACCUGUGACUUGUUGGAGGGGCUGAUCAUACAUGCCAUUGACCAUGACAAGGCUCACUACAGUGCCAACCACCUGGAGAGAAUCUUCAUCUUUGCCUUGAUGUGGAGCAUAGGAGCUCUGCUGGAGCUGGAAGACAGAGCCAAGAUGGAGGAGUUCCUGAAGUCACAUGAAAGUCACCUUGACUUGCCACCUGUCAAAGGAGAAGAGACCAUCUUUGAAUAUGUGGUCAGUGCUUCAGGUGAAUGGGAGCACUGGCUACUGCGAGUGGAGGAAUAUGUGUACUCCUCAGAGUUUGUGCCAGAAUUCUCCUCUAUCCUUGUCCCCAAUGUAGACAAUGUCAGGACCAGCUUUCUGAUAGAAACCAUUUCAAAGCAGAGCAAAGCUGUGUUGUUGAUUGGUGAGCAGGGUACAGCCAAGACUGUGAUGAUUCAGGGUUAUAUGGCCACCUAUGAUCCUGACCAACACCUCAGUAAGAGCUUUAACUUCUCAUCAGCUUCAACACCUAUGAUGUUCCAGAGGACCAUAGAGAGCUAUGUCGACAAGCGUAUGGGCAGUACAUAUGGUCCCCCAGGUGGUAGGAAGAUGACGGUGUUUGUAGAUGAUGUCAAUAUGCCUAUCAUCAAUGAGUGGGGAGAUCAGGUGACUAAUGAGAUCACACGCCAGAUGAUGGAGAUGCAUGGUAUGUACAGCCUGGAGAAACCAGGAGACUUCACCCAUAUUGUAGAUGUCCAGUUCAUUGCUGCCAUGAUCCAACCUGGAGGAGGAAGAAAUGAUAUACCACAGAGACUGAAGAGACAGUUCUCCAUCUUCAACUGCACAUUGCCAUCAAAUAACUCUAUUGAUAAGAUAUUUGGUAUCAUUGGUGAAGGUUACUUCUGCUCCACCAGGUUUUGCCCAGAAGUGGUAGAACUGAUCAAACAACUGGUGCCAGCCACUAGAAUACUAUGGCAGCAAACCAAGGUGAAAAUGCUUCCCACACCUGCCAAGUUCCACUACAUCUUCAACCUGCGUGAUCUGUCCCGUAUCUGGCAGGGCAUGUUGACCAUCAAGGGAGACGAGUGUGCUUCCUCCAGUGUCCUCAUGGCACUCUGGAAAAAUGAAUGUUACAGGGUGAUAGCUGACAGGUUUACCAAUGAAGAUGACAAGAAGUGGUUUGAGGAAGCAGUGAUCCGUGUAGCCAAGGAACAUGUGGGUGAGGAAUAUGCAGAGAUGGUGAAGGAGACACAUUACUUUGUGGACUUCCUGAGAGAUGCCCCAGAACCAACUGGAGAAGAACCAGAAGAUGCUGAAAUAGAGACACCUAAACUUUAUGAACCAAUCCCCAGCUUUGAAGAGUUAAAGGAGCGUCUCCAGUUCUUUGUUGCCAACUACAAUGAGACCAUUCGAGGAGCCCACAUGGAUUUGGUGUUCUUCCAGGAUGCCAUGGUGCAUUUGAUUGUGAUUUCCCGUAUUAUCCGUACUCCUCGUGGUAAUGCCCUCUUGGUUGGAGUAGGAGGCUCAGGAAAACAGUCCCUUACAAGGCUGGCCUCAUUUAUUGCUGGGUACAAGAUCUACCAGAUAACUCUUACAAGGACAUACAAUGUGAGCAACUUGAUGGAUGACUUAAAAUACCUGUACAAUGUUGCUGGGGCUGAAGGAAAUGGGAUCACAUUUAUAUUCACAGAUAAUGAGAUAAAGGAUGAGGCUUUCUUGGAGUACAUGAAUAAUGUGUUGAGCUCAGGAGAGGUCUCCAACCUCUUUGCUAGAGAUGAGAUGGAUGAAAUUACCCAAGAGCUUAUUCCAGUAAUGAAGAAAGAACACCCACGGAGACCUCCAACUCAGGAAAACUUAUAUGAUUAUUUCAUCUCCAGAGCAAGAAAUAAUCUCCAUGUUGUACUUUGUUUUUCACCAGUAGGGGAGAAGUUCCGCAACCGCUCUCUCAAGUUCCCAGGUCUGAUCUCAGGCUGCACCAUGGACUGGUUCAGUCGCUGGCCGCGGGAUGCCCUAAUAGCUGUCUCCAACCACUUCCUGUCCAACUACAAGAUUGUCACCACAGAUGACACCAAGCAGCACCUGGUGGAGGCCAUGGGGUUUGUCCAUGAUAAUGUGGCUAACACUUGUGUGGAGUACUUCCAGAGGUAUCGCCGUCAGACUCACGUGACUCCCAAAUCUUAUCUGUCCUUCAUUGAUGGGUACAAGUCCAUCUACUCAGAGAAGUAUGACCACAUUGGAGAACUGGCCAACAGAAUGGCCACUGGGUUAAACAAGUUGAUUGAGGCCACCCAGUCAGUAGACCAGCUGUCCAAAGACCUUAAGGAAAAGGAAAAAGAGUUGGCUGUGGCCAAUGUCAAAGCUGACAAGGUGCUUGCUGAGGUGACAGUCAGUGCCCAGGAGGCAGAGAAGGUGAAAGCUUCAGUACAGAAGGUGAAAGAUAAGGCUCAGAAAAUUGUAGAUGAAAUCAACCACGAGAAGGCCAUUGCUCAUGCUAAACUGGAGGAUGCAAGACCUGCACUGGAAGAGGCAGAAUCUGCACUUCAGACCAUUAAACCUGCUCAUAUUUCAACUGUAAGGAAGCUGGGCAAGCCACCACACUUAAUUAUGAGAAUUAUGGACUGCGUGUUGAUUCUGUUCCAAAAAUCUGUGGACCCUGUAACACAAGACCCUGAAAGACCUUGUGUAAAACCUUCUUGGGGAGAGUCAUUGAAGCUCAUGAGUGGUGGUGGCUUCCUCCAAAGUUUACAGACCUUCCCUAAAGACAGCAUCAAUGCAGAGACUGUGGAACUGCUGCAACCCUACCUGGAAAUGGAAGACUACAACUUUGACACAGCCAAGAAAGUCUGUGGUGAUGUAGCUGGACUCUGCUCCUGGACAAAAGCUAUGUCUUUCUUCUAUGGUAUCAACAAGGAGGUGUUACCUCUAAAGGCUAACCUUGCUGUUCAAGAGGCCAAACUAACUGUAGCCACCAAGGAGUUGAACAGUGCACAGGCACAGCUAGAUGAAAAGCAGAAAGAACUGGAUGCUGUACAGGCAAUCUAUGAUGCAGCUAUGAAAGAAAAGCAGGAACUGCUAGAUGAUGCAGAAACUUGCCGUAGAAAGAUGGACGCUGCGUCGGCUCUCAUCAAUGGUUUGGCAGGGGAGAAGGUCAGGUGGACGGCCCAGAGUAAGGAGUUCAAGUCUCAGAUUGACAGACUGGUUGGUGAUGUACUACUGUGCACUGGGUUCCUGUCAUAUGCUGGCCCAUUCAACCAAGAGUUCAGAACCACACUGAGGAACAACUGGCAGUCUGAGAUGAUGAAACGUAGAAUUCCUUUUACCACUGACCUCAACAUCACAGAUAUGUUGGUGGACAACGCUACAAUAGGAGAGUGGAACCUUCAAGGCCUUCCCAAUGAUGACCUGUCUAUUCAGAAUGGUAUCAUUGUCACCAAGGCAACAAGAUAUCCACUACUCAUUGACCCUCAGGGACAGGGCAAGAACUGGAUCAAGAACAGGGAGAAAGACAGAGAACUGCAGUUGACAUCAUUGAACCACAAGUAUUUCCGCACCCACAUGGAGGAUGCCCUGUCUCUGGGCAGACCACUGCUGAUAGAGGAUGUAUCUGAAGAGCUGGACCCUGCCCUGGACAAUGUUCUGGAGAAGAACUUUAUUAAGUCUGGGAGAACUUAUAAAGUAAAAGUGGGUGACAAGGAGGUGGAUGUCAUGGACGGGUUCUACCUGUAUAUUACCACCAAGUUACCCAACCCAGCCUAUACACCAGAGAUAAGUGCCAGGACUUCCAUAAUUGACUUCACAGUAACAAUGAAAGGAUUAGAAGACCAGUUACUUGGAAGAGUAAUCCUUACUGAAAAACAGGAACUUGAAGCAGAGCGCACUAAACUGAUGGAGGAUGUCACAUCCAACAAACGCAAGAUGCAAGAACUGGAAGACAAUCUCCUGUACAAACUCACCAGUACAAAGGGCUCUCUGGUAGAUGAUGAAUCCUUGAUCUCUGUGUUGGCAGUAACCAAACAAACUGCAGCUGAAGUGAGUGAGAAACUUGCAGUUGCUGCUGAAACUGAAAUAAAAAUUAAUGACGCAAGAGAGGAGUUUAGACCAGUUGCCACUGAAGGCAGUAUUCUGUAUUUCCUGAUCUGUGAAAUGAGUAUGGUGAACACCAUGUAUCAGACUUCCCUCAAACAGUUCCUGGGCUUGUUUGACCACUCCAUGGCAAGAUCAGACAAGUCUCCUGUGACUUCCAAGCGUAUCAACAACAUCAUCGACUACCUGAGGUUUGAGGUGUUUGCCUACUCCUGUCGGGGGCUGUAUGAGAACCACAAGUUCCUGUUCACCUUGCUGCUCUGUCUCAAGAUUGACACACAGAAGGGCAAUGUCUCUCACCAGGAGUUUCAGAUACUCAUCAAAGGUGGUGCUGCCUUGGACCUGAAUGCAGUUCAACCUAAGCCAUGCAAGUGGAUUCUGGACAUGACCUGGCUGAACCUGGUAGAGCUCAGCAAACUGGGCCAGUUCAGAGACAUCUUACACCAGAUACCAGGCAAUGAGAAGUCAUGGAAGACAUGGUUUGAUUCUGAUGCCCCAGAGGAGACAGUGAUACCAGAUGGCUACUCCAGCGCACUGGACACCUUUAGGAAACUGCUGCUUAUAAGGUCCUGGUGUCCAGACCGUACUAUGGCCCAGGCCAGGAAGUACAUAGCUGACUCUAUGGGGAAGAGAUAUGCAGAUCCUGUCAUCCUGAACCUAGAGGCCACCUGGGGGGAAAGUGACCCCAGAACACCUCUCAUCUGUCUCCUGUCCAUGGGCUCUGACCCCACCAACCAGAUUGAGGGGCUGGCUAAGAAACUACAUACUGAAUGCAGAGCCAUCUCCAUGGGUCAGGGUCAGGAGGUACAUGCCAGGAAACUGGUGGCCCUGUUUAUGCAGUCAGGAGGCUGGGCACUGCUUCAGAACUGUCACUUGGGUUUGGAAUUUAUGGAUGAACUCCUGGAGACACUGACUGACACAGAGACUAUCCAUGAGGGCUUCAGGGUGUGGAUUACUACAGAGGUCCAUGACAAGUUUCCCAUUAGUUUACUGCAGGCUUCCAUCAAGUUUACCAAUGAGCCUCCCCAGGGUAUCAAGGCUGGUCUGAUGAGGACCUAUGUGGCCUUCUCCCAGGAUUUCCUGGAUAUCAGCAGUAUGCCUCAGUGGAAACCUAUGCUGUACACUGUCUCCUUCCUACACACUGUGGUACAGGAGCGUCGUAAGUUUGGUCCUCUUGGCUGGAACAUUCCAUAUGAGUUCAACUCUGCUGACUUGACUGCCAGUGUGCAGUUUAUCCAGAACCAUUUGGAUGACAUGGACGUCAAGAAGGGCCCCUCCUGGAAUACAGUCCGCUAUAUGCUGGGAGAAGUACAGUACGGAGGGAGGGUCACUGAUGAUUAUGACAAGAGACUCCUUAAUACAUUUGCUAAGGUGUGGUUCUGUGAUGCAAUGUUUAGUGACAGCUUCCAGUUCUACAUUGGUUAUAAGAUCCCUAAGUGUAAAACUGUGGAGCAACAUUUGGCCUUCAUAGAAGAACUCCCCACAGUGGACUCACCUGAAGCUUUUGGUCUGCACCCUAAUGCAGAUAUCACUUACCAGGGUAACACAGCCAAGGAGGUCCUGGACACCAUAGUGAACAUUCAGCCCAAGGAGGGUGGGGGAGGAGGUGGAGAGACCAGGGAGAGUGUGGUCUUCAAACUGGCAGAUGAUAUGUUAUCUAAGCUACCUCAGGACUACCUGCCUCAUGAGGUCAGAGACAGACUGAAGAAGAUGGGCAUCUUGCAGCCUCUGAAUAUCUUCCUGAAACAAGAGAUAGACCGCAUGCAGAAGGUGAUCACUGUGGUACGCACCACUCUCUCAGACCUGAAACUGGCCAUUGAGGGCACCAUUAUCAUGAGUGAGAACCUGAGAGAUGCCCUGGACAACAUGUAUGAUGCCCGUGUGCCAGCCCUGUGGAGGAAGAUCUCCUGGCAGUCCACCACUCUGGGCUUCUGGUUUACUGAGAUGCUGGAGAGAAAUGACCAGUUCUUCACAUGGAUCUUUGAGGGCAGACCUAAGUAUUUCUGGAUGACAGGGUUCUUCAAUCCACAGGGUUUCCUGACAGCCAUGAGACAGGAAGUAACAAGAGCUCACAAAGGCUGGGCUUUAGACUCUGUCACACUGCACAAUGACGUCACCAAGUACCUCAAGGAAGAUGUCACCUCUGCUCCUUCUGAGGGUGUCUACAUCUAUGGCCUAUACUUAGACGGUGCUGCCUGGGACAGAAAGAACUGCCGCCUGGUGGACUCCCAGCCCAAGGUCCUCUUUGUUCAGAUGCCUGUAGUCCACAUGUAUGCCAUCAACUCCACUGCCCCCAAGGACCCCAAGCUGUACCAGUGUCCUGUGUAUAAGAAGCCACAUCGCACAGAUCUCACCUAUAUCACCUUUAUUGUCCUGAGGACUGCCGUCAGCCCAGAUCACUGGACCUUGAGAGGAGUGGCUGCUCUCUGUGAUAUUAAGUAAACCUAUUCCAGCUGUUUGUUUUUUGUUGAUGUUUGCUUAUUUUUUUUCCAUUUACGAUGUCAGAAAAAAUAUAGGGACAGUAUAUAUCCAAGAGAAUUCAUAGAACAAUAAGAAUGGAAACACCUUGAAAUUUGACUUCAAAGAUACCAAAUAUUUCUGCACAUAUUGAUGUUAAGAAUGAAUUUUACACUUGUUGCUGUUCAUAAUAAAAUAUUAUAAAAUACCUUAUUAAACACUAAUAAAUAUUUUUUC
This is a messenger RNA of Lingula anatina, 14213 nucleotides long. Its product is annotated as dynein axonemal heavy chain 8. Gene Ontology annotation, molecular function: dynein light intermediate chain binding; ATP binding; minus-end-directed microtubule motor activity. Gene Ontology annotation, biological process: microtubule-based movement. Lineage: Eukaryota; Metazoa; Brachiopoda; Lingulata; Lingulida; Lingulidae. Gene Ontology annotation, cellular component: axonemal dynein complex. The record is from RefSeq and is a predicted model, not a curated record.